Messenger RNA from Fusarium sp. VM40, 1098 nucleotides. NCBI's taxonomy places the organism in Eukaryota, Fungi, Ascomycota, Sordariomycetes, Hypocreales, Nectriaceae. The record is from the annotation of a GenBank genome assembly.
AUGGAUCCUAAUGAGUUGCAAGCUCAUACGAAAAAGCUCCGAAGAAUCGCUCGUAAAGCUUACGACAAUCGGGUAUCCUUUGAUGCUAUCACUUCCAAUCAUCAUCGGAAAGUACUCGACAAAGCCAUCAGAAAUGUUCUUUCGACCGAACUAGCGAUCUUCACAUACGCACAAAUCAUCGAUGGCCUCCCUAUAGCUGACGUUGCCUGGGACCGCCGGCUUCCAGGGAUUAUGGGAGAACACAUCAUCGAUGAUCAUGAGAUCUUAUGCCCUGGGGCUUUAGAGAAGGCACAAGAAUAUCAUGAGAACUGGCAACCUUCUAGCCUUAUGUUUGAUCCCGAGACAGUGAAAUCGUACCAGAAAGCAGCACCUGGCUCUAAACAUUUUAAUGUCCGCCUAGUUGAGCUGGUAGCUGUAUCUUUGCAUCAAAUAGCGGUGUUACUAUUCCAAGCCGAUCAUCGGCUUCAUCAAGGUGACAUCGAUGCCGUUACGAAUUGGAAGAUGCCUUUGUCAGAGACCAUGAUUGAUGUGCUACCUGGUCCUACGCUCUUUAGCCACCACGCAUAUCUUGACGAUGAUAUAUAUCCAGAGGGGGUCGCUGAUAUUGUCGGUUAUUGGGCGGAGGAUAGAAUAUUUGGCGGUGUAGCUGUAUUUGAUCGACGUCCAGGAGGCCCCAACGACAUCCCCAACAUCUACUUCCAUCCAUGCCGCCAGCGACAAACGAUACGAGUCUAUCAACUACGAGACGAGCAACAGCAAGCUUUGUUAGAUUUUCUUUUACAAGACGAGCCGUCAGCACCCCCUUCGCCUCUGCCAAUACUAGGCGAUAAGCAGAACAGGAUACGCGUAGAUGCACCCAUGGCCAUCACGCACUUCCACAUUUACAGGGAUAUUUGGGAGCGUAAGCCCCUCAAUAUAAUUGACUUGAGAAUCUUUGAGAAACGGCCAAAGGACGAGAUAGAUUAUCCAGAAGUUGGGGACUUGGUACGCCGUAUCAAUGCACAGCAUGGUAUCCCAAUUCCACGCCCUCGACCACGGUCUAUGUCGCCUCCAGCUAGAGACCAUGGAGAGGAGAACAAGUACAGAGAUCGCAGAUGA